Messenger RNA from Fopius arisanus, 1577 nucleotides. Its product is annotated as Kv channel-interacting protein 2. The record is from RefSeq and is a predicted model, not a curated record. NCBI's taxonomy places the organism in Eukaryota, Metazoa, Arthropoda, Insecta, Hymenoptera, Braconidae. The coding region runs from base 166 to 828 and encodes 220 amino acids. Gene Ontology annotation, molecular function: calcium ion binding. The transcript has 5 exons.
GAACUAUCCACUCAGUAUUUAUGCAGUAGUGAAUCGUUGCACACCAAGUACAAGUACAUCAUCUUCCUGGAAAAACAACUAUUUGCCAAGAUAAGUCAUACAUGAGUAGGUAUUCUGGUCCUGAAAGAUCAUCUCUAAGAUUGAAAAAAUAUCAAGUAGUCAGCGAUGAAAGCAGUGCGAAAAGGUCGUGAAAAAAAGGAGGAGCUUGAGGAUGUGGCGGACGUUUUAGGGGGUUCCACUGCAGCAGCAAGUAUUGCAUUAGCUGGUCGUCACAGGCCCGAGGAAUUAGCAACAUUAGCCAAAACUACGAGGUUCACUAGGAAGGAAAUUCAACUCAUCUAUCGUGGCUUCAAACAGGAAUGUCCCACUGGUCUUGUUGAUGAGGAGGGCUUCAAGCAGAUAUUCUCUCAGUUCUUCCCCCAGGGCGAUGCCAGCCAGUACGCACACUAUGUCUUCAAUACGAUGAAGCGAAAACCCUCUGGGAAAAUCAGUUUUGAGGAGUUCCUCUCGAUUCUGUCAAAAGUAUCCCGAGGAUCUGUGGAGGAGAAACUCCAGUGGGUUUUCGGUCUUUACGACCUGGACGGUGAUGGUUUAAUAAGUAAAGAGGAAAUGCUCGAUGUAGUUGGAUCCAUAUACGAAAUGUUAGGUCGUUACACCCAACCACAAAUCGCAGAGCCCCAGCUGGCAGCGAGAGAACACGUCGACCGUAUUUUUCACCUCAUGGAUACGAACAAAGACGGGGUUGUCACAAUCGAAGAGCUUGUCACGUGGUGUUCAAAGGACGAACAACUUCUCCAGAGUUUAGAUACUCUCGACACAGUAUUAUGAAAAUUUAUGAUUCAAAUGUUGUGCGGUGGAAAAAUGGAGAGAAGAGAUUCUAUUUAUUAUACAUUCAUUAUAAUCUUGUUAUAAAUCAAUUUGAAUUAACAGAUGCAUUGCCCAUGCAAUCGCACAAAUUUUACUGUUCAGUACCUUUCUCAUUCGAUAACAAUCAACCGUAGAAUAAUUACUGCAGAGUGAGAAGAUUUAGAAUUCAUGAAUUCAUAUCCGAGGAAAUUUAAUGAGAGCAAAAUGCUGCAUGGAUAAUUAUUAUUAUGAAAUUAUGAAUAUUUAAAUAUAAAUUUCAGUAGAAGUGCACCAAAAGAAAGGGCUUUCAGAACAUCUGCGCAUAAAACGUCGAGGAAUGUUGAUAAUUAACAGUAAAUAUUGCUUUGGUCUCUUACUGAAAGCCACGAUUACAAUCAAUCUCACUAGUAUUAUAUAGAUUUCAAAUAAUAAUGGAAAUCCAACAAAUUUACAACUCGUUACCCUGACUUGUGCAGUCUUUUAGAAAUCAUGUAGGAUUCCUAUGAAUUAUUGCAGUAAUUUUAUUGGCAUUGAGCCUGUGCUCAGUUCUUUCACUUCACUUUUUCUUCAUAUCAAUUUGAACUUUGAGGAUUCUCCGUUAAACUAUUAUUAUAUGGAUAAUUACUUGCACAACACAAUAAAAAAAUGUAUGAGAACUUCUAAUAAACAGAUAAUUUACUAAAAUGUACAGAAGGUAUUCCAGAAAUAAUUGAAAUUUCAUAUAUUGUGUC